AUGGCAUUGGCUUUGAACAGCAUAAUCCCCCACACCAGAGCUUUGAGCUUAAGCACUUCUUUGCCUUCUAAAAAGCCUUCAAGCCCUCAAUUUCAACAGCCUCAGAAUCGUCGCCAAAGCACUCAAAUUGUGCAAAGCACUGCCUCGUCCUCCACCAACACCACCCUUUCUGAUGUUAAACUCCAAAUUCAGGAGGACAGCAACUUCAAUCCCACUUCCACUUCUGCCACUGCGUGGUCCGAAUUUGCCAGAAAUGUGUCCGGUGAAUGGGAUGGCUAUGGAGCAGACUUCACAAAGGAAGGGAACCCAAUUGAACUUCCUGAGAAUGUUGUACCUGGAGCUUACAGGGAGUGGGAGGUUAAGGUUUUCGAUUGGCAGACUCAAUGCCCCACUCUUGCUAACCCGGAAGAGCCCGUUCUUGUGUACAAGAAUAUAGAGCUACUUCCCACAGUUGGAUGUGAAGCUGAUGCUGCUACACGAUACACCGUCAUUGAGAAGAACAUUGGUGGUGUGAAUAACGAAGUUUCUGCCUUUGCAUAUCAGUCUAGCGGAUGCUAUGUGGCCGUCUGGCCAGUUGAGGAAAAGGGUAAUAAGUUGUUGGAGUUGGAGUAUUGCUUGAUUAACCCUCAAGAUAAGGAGUCUCGUGUGAGAAUAAUUCAGGUCAUCCGUAUAGAAAAUAUGAAGAUGAUGCUGCAGAAUACAAGAGUGUUUUGUGAGCAGUGGUAUGGACCAUUCAGAAAUGGGGAUCAAUUAGGCGGGUGUGCUAUCCGGGAUUCUGCCUUUGCUUCUACGGCUGCAUUGAAAGCUUCAGAAGUUGUUGGGACUUGGCAGGGCCCAAGAGCUCUUGCCAAUUUUGAUGGUUAUGGUUUGGAAAAUGAUAAACAGAACUUUUUUCAAGAACUUUUAGACAACAGUGAGCAGAACUCCGUAAGAGAUGAAAGUGGUCUGAUAUUUCUUCCCAAGCAGUUGUGGUGUUCACUAAAAGAAUGUAAAGAUGGUGAUACUUACAGCGAGGUGGGAUGGCUGUUGGAUCAUGGACGUGCCAUCACAUCAAAAUGCACCUUCUCAAGCACAGCAUUGCUGAAGGCAACAUCCAAUGACGAGAACAAACCAGCCAAGGAUUCAGUCCUACAUAUUUGA
Messenger RNA from Prunus armeniaca (apricot), 1140 nucleotides. NCBI's taxonomy places the organism in Eukaryota, Viridiplantae, Streptophyta, Magnoliopsida, Rosales, Rosaceae. The record is from the annotation of a GenBank genome assembly.